AUGACAUUGUUAGACCUCAAAUGCUUGGCUGCAGACACUCUGGCAGCGUAUGGGAUGAGCGAACAGUCCCGUAUAGAUGAACGAGGCCUGCAGGAAAUCUGCCCUACCAUGAUACAGCAGCUGGACUCACAAGUGUGCAAGACCCAACAGGACCAAGAGUCAGAGACCAGCCCCAGACCCACUGACGCUGAGGUGUGGGGUUACUCAGUUUUGAGUGUGACUCUGAUUAGUGCGUUCGCUUUGACUGCUGUUUUUGUGGUGCCCCUGAUGAGGACGCGGUUCAUGCACAGGACACUCAUCUAUUUCAUCGCUCUGUCCAUCGGAACGCUGUUCUCCACCUCCAUCCUGCAGCUCCUGCCUGAGGCCUUCGGAUUCAACCCCAUGGAGGAUUAUUAUGUGCCCAAGUCUGCUGUCGUGUUUGGAGGAUUCUACCUGUUCUUCUUUACAGAGAAAAUCCUGAAGAUGAUCUUAAAGCCAAAGGACAGGGGAGGGCAUGGCCACGGCCACAGUCACUUUCCUGCGGCGCGCUAUGCCAGCUCUAAUGGCGAUUUGGAGGAUGGUGUGAUGGAGAAACUGCAGAAUGGAGAGGCUGGCGGAGCAUCUUUACCCAGAGCCGAAGGAGAUGUCAGAGGACUCGGAGAAGACGACAAAAUGCUCAGCACUGGCCAGACAGUACAGGACUCUCAGAGUUCGGGUGGAUGUUAUUGGCUGAAGGGCAGGGCGUACUCUGACAUCGGCACUCUGGCGUGGAUGAUCACUCUGAGCGACGGUCUGCAUAAUUUCAUCGAUGGUUUGGCUAUCGGAGCCUCCUUCACUGCUUCUGUGUUUCAGGGCAUCAGUACGUCGGUGGCGAUUCUGUGUGAGGAGUUUCCACACGAGUUGGGUGAUUUUGUAAUCCUGCUAAACGCUGGCAUGAGCAUCCAGCAGGCGCUCUUCUUUAACUUCCUGUCAGCGUGCUGCUGUUAUCUGGGCAUGGGCUUCGGCAUCCUGGCUGGGAACAACUUCUCUCCUAACUGGAUCUUUGCUCUGGCCGGAGGCAUGUUCCUCUACAUUGCGCUGGCUGAUAUGUUUCCGGCGAUGAAUGAGGCGAGUCGUGAGGAAGAGGAGGCCGGAGGAAGUGGCUCUCUGUUAACUUUUGCCAUCCAGAACGCAGGGCUGCUCACAGGGUUUGCCAUCAUGCUUGUCCUGACCAUCUACUCUGGACAGAUACAGCUUGGAUAGCAGAGGACCUAAAUACAAACUCGGACACUAAAGGACUAUCUCAGCACCUGGACUUCAAUACGAGCCAGCUGUGCUUGUUUUCAAACUUGUGCCCAGCUGGACUAGGUCAUGACAUACAUUGACAUGUUUGGGCUCCAAGUAAACCCUGGACUUAAAAUGAGGCUAGAAUUGACUGACCUGUGAACUUUGCUUUAGAUUCGUCCAAAACCCAGGACCUAUUGAUGGAUGUGCUGCCAUUCGUCUAGUUUAGGCCUUCUCACGUUCUUUUGCCUCAAAAGCUUUAGGACACAGUGAUGUCCCUAUAUACAUACACAUCAGGGCAUUUUUGCAUUGAUUUUUAAUGUUCUCAUUAUUUAAUUUUCAACAACAUGACUCUUUCCCUCAGAGACGGGCCUGACCAUGAGCUUUAGACUGGAUGAAACUUGACUGACAUUUACAUUUUUAAAUGUAGGUUUUUCACUAUGCUUCAUACCUAAUGUUUGUUUAUUCAAAAGAAAAAUUGUAAAACAAAAUAAUACCAGUUGCCUAGAGACAAGAUAUAGAUAUAGACUAGUUAGUUAGCCCUCAUAAUGCUAGUAAACUGAACAUUAUGUAGGUCACUUUAAUCAAAGGUUACUGUGCACUGUUGCGUAAGUAGAUUUUAUUUUGGAUACAAAGCAGUGUCUGUUCACUAAUAUAUCCCUGUUUGAUUUUCCCCCUCAAUGCCAUUCCAUAAUAGCAAGCGAAAACAGUAGAUGCUUGAAACUUUAAGGCACUCAUUCUUUUGUUAUUGAUGGUUUUUAUUUGAUGUCUUUAACAAAAAAGCAGAGACCAAGUUUCUUCCAGAAAAUUUUCCUUUAACUUUUAUCUUUCCGUUAAUGUGACCAGAAUAAGUGGCGCAUGCUUUUAAAAAUACCCUCCUAUUUUUUUUUUUUGUACUUCGUAUAACCUUGCGUAUUAAUUGA
Messenger RNA from Sinocyclocheilus rhinocerous, 2165 nucleotides. Its product is annotated as zinc transporter ZIP14-like. Gene Ontology annotation, molecular function: zinc ion transmembrane transporter activity; monoatomic cation:bicarbonate symporter activity. The record is from RefSeq and is a predicted model, not a curated record. Gene Ontology annotation, cellular component: plasma membrane. Bases 1 to 1221 code for a protein of 406 amino acids. Gene Ontology annotation, biological process: zinc ion import across plasma membrane; intracellular monoatomic cation homeostasis. The transcript has 8 exons. NCBI's taxonomy places the organism in Eukaryota, Metazoa, Chordata, Actinopteri, Cypriniformes, Cyprinidae.